CUACCAUCCGACGUGGCUUUAACCCGUACAGUUUACGCAGUCGCUCCAGUUGUGACGAACUCGGCAUUCAGCGCCACCGGCGCCCUAAUCGGCAUCGUUUUCGACAAGCCUAUUAGCACUUCAUCUCUCAAAACAUGUGCAGACAUCUUUUCCACUGGUUUGCCAUCACUGGGUACCAGUCCUAACUGCAAAUGGCCAGGCUCUCGUCAUUUGGUUAUUGCGCCUGGAGUCGAUGCUACUAUUGUACCAUCUAAUUCGCUGACUUUCAAAACUGGUUCUGUAAAACGAGAUGAGACUCACUCUAAAGCUUUGACUGGUUCUGUUGUGAUCGGAGCACCUGAUAAUCCUGUUAAACCUGUGCCUGUUCUCCUGGGUAAGCAACCUCGUACCCAGGCUCUUUAGUUAAUUAGUUAAUUGGUUAAUUAGUUAGCCAGUUAGUUAAUUAGUUAAUCUGUUGAUUAGUUAGUUAAUUAGUUAUUUAAUUAGUUAGUUAGUUUGUUACUUAAUUAAUUGUCAAUCAGUUAGAUAGUUAGUCAGUUAAUUAGUUAGUUUAUAGUCACUUACUUAGUUAGCUAGUUAGUUAGUUGAUUAGGUAGUUAGCUACUUAGCUUAGUUAAUUAGCCUGCGAACAGGCUCCCUUUGAACUCUGUUUGAAAUUUGAUUUCAAAGAGCCGGUUUGCAGGCUACUAGUUAAGUCAUUUAGUUAGAUAAUUGGCUAGUCAUUUAGUUAGUUAGUUAAUUGGCUACUUAUUUAGUUAGUUAGUUUGUUAGUUGAUUAAUUAAUUAGUUAAUUAGUUAAUUAGUUAAUUAGAUAGAUGGUUGGUUGGUUAGUUAAUUAAUAAAACAUAAUGAAUUAUUUCACUAAUUAAUCAGUUAAUUAAUUAAUUAAUUCUUUAACUAAUUAAUUAGUUGACUACUCAUUUACACAGAUAGAUAGAUAGCUCGUUAAUCCGAUUAGCAUGUUCUGCAGGUUUCUUUGUGUAGGAGAACUGAAACAGCAAAGAGACCCUGACAGUAGUUGGUAGGCAGUCAUCAGGUAGAGUUGUUACUGUAGCAAACUUACUGCAACUAAUCUCUGAUUCUUAUAUCCAGGUCCUGCACAGAUCUCAUCAUGCGGUCACCUGACAUUGGACGGCAGUCAAUCAUCAGGUGGAGGAGGAAGAAAUCUCGAGUAUGGAUGGAGUUUGGAGGGUCAGGGGAACGAUGAAAUUACCGCAGUCCUAAAUGCUGCGAUAAACGAAGCUAGAGUAUUUAUUAAUGGCAGCUUGAUGACCUCUGGCUCGACAUACACAUUUAAAUUAAGUAAGUUUAUUUUUCAAGCAUGGGGGUUUAGUGUGGCUAGCUGUGACCAAUAACUUUCAUCUCGUAUAUCUUAUGUCCAUGCUUAUCUUUUCUUUCCAGCGGUGAAGAACUUCCUGUAUUCUACUGCUAUGGACCAUUCCUUGACAGUGACCAAGGCACGAGACCCUCUACCUGAGGUUACGGUUAAUGGUCCUCGUGAAGGAAAAGUCUUUGGAAUGAACGCGUUUUACGUCACUGCCAAAGCAAAGGUAUUUUAGUUCUUUUCGUUGAUAUCUUUAUACAACUCGCAUGGUUUGUGUCUAUACUUCAUGUGCAUUUCUCCCGGCUAUGACCAGACUGGUUAUAAUUCGCCUCAGUCACAUGUGAGAAGAAUGCUUCCAGUUUGAAAACCCCAGGUUUUCUUCACGUUCUCUCGUUUCGUUCAGUAGUAACACUUCAUCAAAGGGAUGAUUCUUACCGAACCUCUCGAAAAGCAGUUUAGAACUGAUAAUGCUAUGCAGUAUUAAAUAAAGUUAGUUUAGUUUAGGUUUUCUCCUGUCGUAAUACUUGGUUAAUAAGAGAUGAUCCUUACUGGACCUCUUGGGUGAACGGUUUAGAACUGAUAGAGUUAUCCAGUAUAAAUAGAGUCAGACCAGUUUAGGCUUCCUCCUGUAGUAACACAAAACCAAUAACAGAUGAUCCUUACCCAGUGUUCUGACUUUGUUCAGGCCGCGUCAUGCUCGUCCACCAAAGCUCUGACCUUCGCAUGGUCCGUGAGAUGUACCCAGGGUGAUAGUGCCGAGGCUGCAAAAACUCGGGUAGAAGCAACUACCGGAUAUAAAGAAACUUCUACGAAAUUCGCACUGAAAGUUGACUCAGAUGCAUUGCUUGCUGGAAGAACCUAUGAAUUCACUGUUGUUGUGGCUCUGAAAGCGAAUCCUUCCACAAAGACGACGGUUAGGACUUCUGUUGUGGUCAAGUGGAGCCCGUUGCAGCCUGGGAUUGUUGGAGGUAUUUGUAGUCAGUUACUACACUGCAUAAUUUUACCUCACUCGCUUGUGAGAAGAGUGCUUCUAGUUUGAGUCUACCAAAUAUCAGAGCUUUUGGAACUCCGGAACACUAGACCAAUAAGAGAAACAGUUUACCUGGUCUCUCAGAAGAACAGUUUAGAACUGAUAGAGCUAACCAGUAUAAAUAAAGUCAGUUUAGUUUAGAUUUCCUCCUGUAGUAACACUGGAUCAAUAAGAGAUGAUUCUUACUGGACCUCUAGGAAGAACAGUUUAGAACUGAUAGAGCUAACCAGUAUAAAUAAAGUCAGUUUAGUUUAGGUUUCCUCCUGUAGUAACACUGGAUCAAUAAGAGAUGAUACUGGGACCUCUAGGAAGAACAGUUUAGAACUGAUAGAGCUAUCCAGUAUAAAAUUACGGGAACCACUGAGUAUUUUAAUAAAAUAUAAAACAACGGUAACUCCGAAAAUAAACAUUUUAAUAAUAUUCUAGCUUUCGACUAAGAUUCAGUCAUCAUCAGGAAUCAUUAUUAUUUUCAUCAUCAUUAUUUUCGGAGUUACCGUUGUUUUAUAUCCAGUAUAAAUAAAGUUAGUUUAGGUUAGGUUUCCUCCUGUAGUAACACUGGAUCAAUAAGAGAUAUCCUUACUGGACCUCUAGGGAGAACAGUUUAGAACUGAUAGAGGUAUUUAGUAUAAAUAAAGUUAGUUUAGUUUAGAUUUCCUCCUGUAGUAACACUGGAGAAAUAAGAGAUGAUUCUUACUGGACCUCUAAGGAGAACAGUUUAGAACUGACAGAGCUAUCCAGUAUAAAUAAAGUUAGUUUAGUUUAGGUUUCCUCCUGUAGUAACACUGGAUCAAUAAGAGAUGCUUCCUACUGGACCUCUAGAAAGAACAGUUUAAAACUGAUAGAGCUAUCCAGUAUAAAUCAGGUUAGUUCAGUUGAGGUUUCCUCCUGUAGUAACACUGGAUCAAUAAGAGAUGGUCCUUACUGGACCUCUGGAAAGAACAGUUUAGAACUGAUAGAACUAUCCAGUAUAAAUAAUGUUUAACAUUAUCAUUUUUCUCUUAAGGUGACAGGACACUAGGUCGUGACAGUGGUAAAUUGGUCCUAGAUGCAAAAUCUUCCACAGUGGAUCCCGACCAAGCUAGCGGUGAUUUAUAUUGCUCCUGGAAAUGUGAAGAUAAAUCCAGUGGUCAGCCUUGUCAAUCCUAUCUGGACAAAAAACUGAAGACUGACUUUCCUAAUCAAUGUGUUAUUGAGAUAAAUAGCCUACAUUUUGAAGCCGAGAAGAGUUACCUUAUUACGUAAGUUUGGAUAUCAGGACCUCUAAGAAGAACAGUUUAGAACUAAUAGAGCUAUCCAGUAUAAAUAAAAUUAGUAUAGUUUAGGUUUCCUGCUGUAGUAACACUAGAUCAAUAAGAGAUGAUCCUUACUGGAUCUCUAGGGAGAACAGUUUAGAACUGAUAGAGCUAUCCAGUAUAAAUAAAGUUAGUUUAGUUUAGGUUUCCUUCUGUAGUAACGCUGGAUCAAUAAGAGAUGACUCGUACUGGAACUCUAAAAACAUCAGUUUAUAACUGAUAAAGCUAUCCAGGGUAAAUAAAAUUGUUUUAUUUCAUUCUUUUAAAGUCCUUAUCAUUUGAAUAAUUUAGAUCCCAAGUGAGCAAAGGCUCUCGAUCUGCCCAGUCGAGUAUAGUGUUGACAGUCGUCGCAGGCAAACCACCAGCGGUAACAAUUCUUACUCCGACACUUCGUGUUGUGGCAAGUAAUCGUGUUCAACUGAAGGCAACGUAUAAAAGCAGUGUUAAACCUGUCAAUGUGGAGUGGGUCUGCCAACAAGAAGAUGGUAAGUUACCUAUCGUCAGGUUUUUAAACCCUGUAAAUAUUUGCUGAAGCUUGAUGGUAUUUGGUGUAUAACUGAGUUUGGUUCUGUUCAAGGUCCAACGACAAAUAGAUUUGUUCUGUAAUUUUUCUUCUACUUUACACCCGACCACAUAACUUAUCAAGCAAAGUUAGUUAAGUUUGGCUGUUGAACAGUGGAUCAAUAAAGGGUGAUUCUUACUGGACCUCUGGAAUGAACUCUAGAGUCUUUCCCUGGAAAUACAUUGAAGCAAUGCAAAGUUGCCUUACUUUGUGGGGAAUAGUUUAGGAUUAACAGAACUAUCAAGUAGAGUUAGUUUAGUUUAGGUUUCCUCCUGUAUAGUAACAUUGGAUCAGUAGAGAUGACUUAUUCUGGGCUUCCAGGAAGAACAGUUUAGAACUGAUGGAGCUAUCCAGUAUAAAUAAAGUUAGUUUAGUUUAGGUUUCCUCCUGUAGUAACACUGGAUCAAUAAGAGAUGAUCCUUACUGGACCUCUAGGGAGAACAGUUUAGAACUGAUAGAGCUAUCCAGUAUAAAUAAAGUUAGUUCAGUUUAGGUUCCUCCUUGGUAACACUGGAUCAAUAGAGAUGAUCCUUGUGGACUCUGAAGAACGAUUGUAAACUGGUAGAGCUAUCCAGUAUAAAUAAAGUUUGUUUAGUUUAGGUUUCCUCCUGUAGUAACACUGGAUCAAUAAGAGAUGAUCCUUACUGGACCUCUAGGGAGAACAGUUUAGAACUGAUAGAGCUAACCAGUAUAAAUAAAGUUAGUUUAGUUUAGGUUUCCUCCUGUAGUAGCACUGGAUCCAAUAAAAGAUGAUCCUUACUGGACCUCAAUGGAGAACAGAUUAAUAGAUGCGCCCGUUGCUCGACGAAGAAAGCUAACCAUUAAUCUCUUGCUAGAUUACCGCUACAUUAAUCUGUCCGAUGCAUCUUUAUUCGCCGGCUCGUUUGAAGAAUACAGGGGUGAUAAAAAGUCAGUUUCAGUUAAAGUUUUGAAGCGUAACGUGUUAACUUCCGGAGCCUCGUACAUGUUUAAACUGAACGUCGAUGAUGGUAGUAAGGUCGGCAGCUCUGCGAUGGUUGUUUCUGUACGAAGUGGUCCAACAUCUGGAAGUUUCGAAGUUAGCCCGACAACGGUGGAACAAUUGCAAGAAGUUACAAUGCAAGGUAAGUCAGUCUUGUGACUCGAGAAGGCACUCUGAUUGGAUCUCCUUCAUCUCUUAACAUUAACCGGUCCAUUCCAUCCCGUUUAUAGGUUUGGUCGACCAACUGAUCUGAUCGGCUCUCCUUUAUCUCUUCGUAUUUCGUGUCUAUACCAGCCUUGCUUUCCUCACCUUCUUUGAAAUUUCUACUACAUCCACCUCAAAUCCACCUCUACUGCCACCUCAAAUCAUCUUCUGACCUCUUUAUUCCAUAAUGUCUCUGACCAGCUCUCCUUCAUCUCUUCUUAUUACGUGUCUAUACCAUCUCAACCUUGCUUCCCUCACCUUCUCUGUAAUGUCUAUCACCCCACAUCUUCUGAUCUCUUUAUUCAUUAUUGAUUAUUGAAAUACAUGUAUCACUUUGUCUUUCAGCUCCUCGUUGGGUUACAGACUCAGAUGCUUAUCCAAUCAAAUACGCAUUUGGUUUCCUUGACGACAGUGGCGUGUUCCAACGCUGGAAAACUCAAACCGACAGUGAAUACAAGAUUGCAGUCCCUCCAGGUUAUGGAGCAAAUAAGAUCCUUACACUACGAGUGAAGGUCAGGGAUUUCUUUGGCUCAGUGAAAAUGAUGGAUAAAAACAUUACAGUGAAUGAGCCUUCUAGUAUUGAUGAGAGUCAUGUUGAGGACCUGAUGGAGGAAGGUUAAUAAAAUUAUAUUGUUAUUCUGUUAUAUUGAUCACCAUGCAUAAUUAUCAUCAUCGUCAUAUCCAUCAUCACCAUGAUUACCACCAUUACAUAUCACCAUCAUAAUUGCCACCACCAUUAUCACUACCGUCAUCACCAUCAUUACCACCAUCAUAUCACCACCACCAUCAUCAUUAGCACCACUAUCAUCAUUACCACCACCAUCAUCAUUACCAUCACCAUGAUUACCACCAUCACAUAUCACCAUCACAAUUACCACCACUAUUAUCACUACCGUCAUCACCAUCAUUACCACCAUCAUAUCACCACCACCACCAUCAUCAUCAUCAUCAUCAUUACCACUAUCAUCAUUACCACCACCAUCAUCAUUACCACUACCAUCACCAUGAUUACCACCACAUAUCACCAUCACAAUUACCACCACCAUUAUCACUACCGUCAUCACCAUCAUUACCACCAUCAUAUCACCACCACCAUCACAUCACUACCACCGUCUCUACCGUCAUCACCAUCGUUACCAGCACCAUCAUCAUCAUCACCAUGAUUACCACCAUCAUCACCAUCAUCAUCAUCACCAUGAUUACCACCAUCAUCACCAUCAUCAUCAUAUCACUGCCACCAUCAUCACCAUCAUCAUCAUCACCAUCAUGAUUACCACCAUCAUCACCAUCAUCAUCAUAUCACUGCCACCAUCGUCAUUACUACUAUCAUCAUCACAUCUAGGUAUUAAUAUUACUGCAAAAUGUUCUGUUUACUAGGCUUGAAAUCAGCUGAGGACACAGGCGACUUUUCCGAUGUUGUGCCAAAACUGAAGAAUUUUUUGAAACUUGUGAAAGGGAAUAGUAAAGUGUCAGGUAGGAAAUGUUUUCUUUUUUCCUAUUUCUUUCUGUAGUGUUACUAGACCAACAAGGGGCGACCCUUACUGAACCUCUAGGAAGAGCAGUUUAGAACUGAUAGAACUAUCCAGUAUAAAUAAAGUUAGUUUAGUUUAGGUUUCCUCCUGUAGUAACACUGGAUCAAUAAGAGAUGAUCCUUACUGGACCUCUAGGAAGAACGGUUUAGAACUGAUAGAGCUAUCCAGUAUAAAUAAAGUUAGUUUAGUUUAGGUUUCCUCCUGUAGUAACACUGGAUCAAUAAGAGAUGAUCCUUACUGGACCUCUAUAGAAAACAGUUUAACACUUAGAGAUUUAUCUAGUACAAGUAACAUUAAUUCAAUAACAUUAGUUUAGGACAAUUCAAAAAUGGACUUUCUAAAUAUUACAAGUUAGCGCUGGAAGACGUUUUUGACGUUGAUGAUCCAAGGACAUGGAAAUCUAUAUGUUUGUCUUGUAGCAAGUCUCGUAAUCUGUCCUGUCAAAUAUCGUGUUGUUAUUAGAUUUGUGUUGUUGCAUAGUACUAGCAUAGUUCAUGGGGCCGCUGUAAUUGGUGAAAACUGUUGCGUGCACCCUGCCAAUGGAACACAUAUUAUAUGUUGUUGUAAAUAAGUACCACUGAUCAGUACUGUUAAAUGUUGCAUGUUACUAGGCAAAGUUAAAUAAAUAAAUAAAUAAAUAAAGUAAAGUUAGUUUAGUUUAGUUUAGUUUAGCUUUCCUUGUGGGAACACAGGACGAAUGGACUCAAUACUGGACCUCCAAGAAAAACAGUUUCGGACUGAUAAAGCUACGCAAUAUGAAUAAUGAAGUUUGUUUAGUUUAAUGGCAUCUAAACUUUAGACCCUCAACUCUAGAAAUAGCGUCCAGUAGAAAUAAAGUUAGUUUAUUUCUCCUUCAAUCUUACAAGUCUAGCUCUAAACCUCGACCACUGCUAGCUAACUUAUUUUUCUUUUCCAUUCCUAUCCUAUAACUUUAUCACUGUAUUCCACAGAAUCUUUGGCAAGGAAAGUAUCAAACACGACGGUGACGUCCCUCGUAUUGGCGGUAAAAUCCACUUCCUUGGACGAAGAGAAAGCCAAGCCCAUUUUCGACACAUUUCUGGACGUUCAGUCUGCAUACAUUGAAGAAGCAUCAGAAUUAUUGGAUGGAUUUGAUAAAGUUGUGAAAGCUUCAGUCAAAAGUCUUGAUAAAGAUACCAUUAAGGAAACGCUUGGAUGGUUAGCUGGAGUCUCAGCCAAAGCCAACCAUAAAAAUGAUGCGAGUGUAUCAAAGGUAAGGAGAGCAGGGAUGGACUUACUCCAAGGAGGGGGGGGGGGGAGGGAGUGCACAGCCCCUCUAAGGGAGACGCAAGUACACAUCUUGUAGCAAGUCUGCCAACAAGCCGUCAACAAGUUGUGUUCGUACUGCUUGUCCAAGUUGUGGUGUUUCCACAAACAAAACUAUUAUAUGUUUUAUCGCCAUGCAAACAUACAAAGAACUUAUAAACUAUUAACAGCUUGUAACAACCUUGUUGAUAUUAUCAGACUUGUUACAAGGUUGUCCAACAAGUCCGAUACAGUCAUGACACAACAAUAUUGUUACAACCUUGUGUCGUCAACCUUGUAACAUUAGGGCCAUUUAUACGGAACAAAAUAAGACGCGACUUACAUAAGACGCGACUUAAAUAAGACGCGAGUUUGUGGUAUAAAAGGUACAAAAUUCUUAUGUAAGACGCGUCUUGGAUAAGACGCGUCUUACAUAAGAACAGGACUUUUAGCUGUUCUUAUUUAAGUCGCGUCUUAAAUAAGAAAUUUUAGACAAAAAAUUUAACUACACAUGCCAGAAACUUGAAACAACGUAAAAUUUAAUGCCUUGCAUAUUAAAACAAAAACAAACAAAACAACAUUAUAGCUAUAGCAAAUAAAUAGGACCAAAGCCGUAGAGAACCAUUUAUGCGAUAACUCCACUUAUUUAAGUCGCGUCUUAUGUAAGUCGCGACUUAUUUUGUCACGUAUAAAUGGCCCUAAUCUUGUUAUAUCAUAACUGUAUCAAACUUGUUAGAACAACCUUGUUACAAGUCUGAUAAUCCAAUCAAGCUUGUUAGCAAUGCGAGAACAACUUGUCGACAGCUUGUGAACAGAUUUGUAACGACUUGUUUCCUGAUCCGUAAGAACUGCGUUUUUGCGUUUGUACAAUGGGAGUGCCAACUGCAGUGCCCAGACGAAGUUAGGCCAAGUCACUUAAGCCCUGGGCAAACUAGGAAACAUUGUUGCGGAAACAUUUGUGAUUCUCGAUGUUUCCUCAAAUGUUUCCAUGUUUGCCCACCCUUGGAAACAUUGUUGCGGAAACAAAAUUUGCUUCCCGGGAAGCAAAAAUGUUUCCUACCAAAUUCAGAAACAUUUGAUGUUUCCCCAUGUUUCUCACUAAUGUUUCCUAGUGUUUGCCCACCCUGGGAAACAUGGCGAAACAUUGGUAGGAAACAAUGUUUUCGCAACAAUGUUUCCUAGUUUGCCCAGGGCUUUAGUGACUGAAGAUUUAGUGACUCUGGACUUGAGCGUGUCUUUCAAUGUGAGCAUUCUGAUUAUUUUCAGGAUAUAAUCAACACUUAUGAAUCUCUUGCCGACGGCUUACUGAAUGACGUCGACUUGGGUCAAUCUGCAGUAGUCACCUCACCAGCCAAUCCCAGCGUGGAAAUUAAAGUUGCUCACACCUUACUGGACGAGGCUGUAGCUGCUGACGACAGCAGCGAUGCAACCGAGCUGGACUUCGGGUCUGAGAUGGCGAGUAUGUGUGAACAACGAGAAUGCUCCCCGGGGAAGAUAUGCCUGGGAUGUCAAGUAAAAAUCAUCACUUACAAGGAGGAUUAUUUUAAUGACCAGUCUCCCGAUAAACCUAACAUUCUGCCCGACAAGGUUGGUUAAAUCUUAAACUAAACUAACUUUAUUUAUGCUGUAUAACUAUCAGUUCUAAACCGUUCUCGCUAUAGGUCCAAUAACGAUCAUCUCUUAUUGAUCCAGUGUUACUACAGGAGGAAACCUAAACUAAACUAACUUUAUUUAUACUGGAUAGCUCUAUCAGUUCUAAACUAUUCUCGCUAGAGGUCCAGUAAGGAUCAUCUCUUAUUGAUCCAAUGUUACUACAGGAGGAAACCUAAACUAGACUAACUUUAUUUAUACUGGAUAACUCUAUCAGUUCUAAACUGUUCUCGCUAGAGGUCCAGUAAGGAUCAUCUCUUAUUGAUCCAGCGUUGCUACAGGAGAAAACCUAAACUAAACUAACUUUAUGUAUGCUGGAUAACUAUAUUAGUUCUAAACUGUUUCCCCCAGAUGUCCAGUAAAGAUCUCUCUUAUUGAUCCUGUGUUACUACAGGAGGAAAUCUAAACUAAACUGACUUUAUUUAUAGUUCUUAUCAGUUCUAAACUGUUCUCCCUAGAUGUCCUAACAAACUUUAUUUAUACUGGCAAGCGUGUAGUGAUACCACAGUUUAACCUUCUCAAAUUUAAUAAAGAUCAUGUGUGAAUAUCUUUGAAUUUGUAAUAUUUGUAUUUCAGAUUGUGAGCGUCUCUAUCAACAACCCGGAGACUGGGGACGAGCAAUCCAUAACGGGUUUAACAAAACCUUUCAAGCUCAAGUUCAAAACAGGGAACCCAGCCAGUGGACAGAAAUUCGAAUGUUUCUAUUAUAACGAAGGCAUUCAGAAAUGGUCAAGUGAUGGGAUUACUUCGAUUGUGAUUGCAGGAGAGCUUCAAUGUUCCAGUACUCAUCUGACGUCAUUUUCACCGGCCAACACUAAGGAUAAUGGUACCCAGUCCGCAGGUAACAAUUAUGGCAGAUCACUGAUCUACAUAAUAUAGCUGGGGCUGUAGGGCAUGGUGUAUGUAUUUAGAGACUUCUUGGAAGAGCAGUUUUAAAGCUGAAAGUUUUAUCCAGUGUAAAUAAAGUUAGUUUAGUUUAGGUUUUCUCCUGGAGUGACACUGGAUCAAUAAAAUAUGAUCCUUACUGGACCUCUAGGAAGAACUGAUAGAGCUAUCUAGUAUAGAUAAAGUUAGGCGCACAAGUAAAUUUUGCCCGCUAAUCUAAAGGCGACGCCUGCGUUGGAGGCUAAGUUUAGUUUAGUUUCGGUUUCCUCCUGUAGUAACACUGGAUCAAUAAGAGAUGAAGAGAUGACUCUUGCUGGAUUUCUAGGAAGAACAGUUUAGAACUGAUAGAGCUAUCCAGUAUAAAUAAAGUUAGUUUAGUUUAGAUUUCCUCCUGUAGUAACACUGGAUCAAUAAGAGUUGAUCCUUACUGGACCUCUAGGAAGAACAGUUUAGAACUGAUAGAGCUAUCCAGUAUAAACAAAGUUAGUUUAAUUAAAAACGUAAACGUUCUCUGACUAAAAUUUUUAUGUUUUUAAUUAUGUCUAAACCUGGCUAUGCUAUCUCCAUAUUUUAAAGUUAGUUUAGUUUAGGUUUCCUCCUGUAGUAACAAUGGAUCAAUAAGAGACGAUUCUUACUAGACGUUUAGGAAGAACAGUUUAGAAUUGAUAGAGCUAUCCAGUAUAAAUAAAGUUAGUUUAGUUUAGAUUUCCCCCUGUAGUAACACUGGAUCAAUAAGAGAUGAUCCUUACUGGACCUCUAGGAAGAACAGUGUAGAACUGAUAGAGCUAUCCAGUAUAAAUAAAGUUAGUUUAGUUUAGAUAGAGUUAUCCAGUACUGAUAAAUAAAGUUAGCUUGGUUUGGGUUACCUUUCGCUGUAACCACACUUUCAAAUUCAUCUAAAUUUUGUGUGUGUUGUUGUUCUGCGUUUCAGACAAGACAUAUCAAGUAUCUUUCGUAUUAUCGAACACAACUUGGGACGAGAAGUACAGUGAUAUUUCUGAUUCAGCAACUGUAGCAUUGAAAGAUGACAUAAUAGCAGAGGUAAGUUGAUUAUCUAUUCAUUUUAUUAUUAUAUAAAUAAAUAGAUGUAGUUAAUUUGUUCAGUAGUUUCUAACCCUGGUUUCCAUAUGGUCGUAAAAAUAUGGUCACGAUCUUUCUCAACGGCCAGUUUAUAAUAGUUUAUACCUGUAAACCACAUAUAAAUCAUACGUAUUCUCUAGUUAUAAUCAGUCCACGUAUUUUCAGUUCUAAAAUGUUGUAUUUCGGCUGAUGAGAAAAAUCGUGACUCAAUCUUUACGACCGUUACGACCAUAUCAAACUAGGCUUUACUGUCAGUUAAUUAGAUCAUUAGUUGGCUAGUUAGCUAAUCAGUUAGUUAGUUAGUUAGUUAGUUAGUUAGUUAGUUAGUUAGUUAGUUAGUUAGUUAGUUAGUUAGUUAGUUAGUUAGUUAGUUAGUUAGUUAGUUAGUUAGUUAGUUAGUUAGUUAGUUAGUUAGUUAGUUAGUUCAAUAGUUUAUUAGUUAGUUAGUUUGUUAGCUAGCUAAAUAAGUUAUUCGAAGAUAUUAGCUUAUUGUAUAGCUAUCUAAAAUUCGAAUUCAAAUAAAGUUUAUUGUAUUUGUAUUGUAUAAGUAGUGAGCUAGUUAACUAGCUUGAUAUAUAGUUAGGUAGUUAGUUAGUUGGUAAAUUAGUUAAUUAGUUAGUUAAUUAAUUAGUUAAUAGUUUUUAGUUAGUUGGUUAGUUCGUUAGGUAGUUGCAUUAGUUUUACCAAUUAGUGUUCAAUAUAAAUGAUUAAAUGUAAUCGUUCCUAUCUAUAACUAUAAUUAUUAGUUAUAGUAAAUUAGUACUAACUUUUAUAAUAAUCCAUAUAUUUCUUAGGUAGUGAAAGCUUACAGUAAUGAUUCCUCAAUGAAAAGCGUUGCUUUUGAGAGUUUCCAAGACUUGAAUGGCAAAGUGAAAGUCACACUCAAGAUGAUUUUCAGUGCUUCAAACACGGACCCAGCAGCGGGAUUGAGAUCCAGUAUGGCAGAUGGCAUGUUAGGACAGUAUGCUGUUGACCCGGCUACCUUGGAUUUCGCGCAAGUGAAGGGUAAGUGGAUAUUCAGGGUGUUCAGUGGAUAUUCAGGGUAAGUGGAUAUUCAGGGUGUUCAGUGGAUAUUCAGGGUAAAUGGAUAUUCAGGGUAAGUGGAUAUUCAGGGUAAGUGGAUAUUCAGGGUGUUCAGUGGAUAUUCAGGGUAAGUGGAUAUUCAGGGUAAGUAGAUAUUCAGUGGAUAUUCAAGUUUUGUCCGUUAAACGUAAAUUGGGAAAGUUUUUUUGGCCGAUCAAAGUCCUUGUGUAGGAAUAAAUAGUGUUUUUUUUCCAACGUGUUUCUCCUUACUGUAGAUGCAAACAACGGUAGCUUGCUUUUGUACAUUUCAUUUCCGGUGAAUGAACACUGAAAAAUGCACCCGAUGGCACUUCGUUUUCUAUAUUUCAUUUCCGGUGAAUGAACACGGAUGCACACCGAUUACACUUUGUUUUGUAUAUCAGUUUUAAACUGUUCAUGCUACAGGUCCAGUAAGGAUCAUCUCUUGUAGAUCCAGUGUUACUACAGGAGGAAACCUAAACUAAACCAACUUUAUUUAUACUGGAUAGCUUUAUCAGUUUUAAACUGUUUCGCUAACACCUAUUUAUUUUCAAUGUUUGUUGUAUAUUUUCAGCCCAAGGCGAGAAGGAUGAAGACGAUAUUUCACUCAUCAUUGGCAUAGUGGUCGGUGUUGCUCUCCUGGUUGUGGCCAUCGCGUUAUUGAUGGCCUUCCUAGUUUAUCGCAGUAAACAAGCGGCAAAGGUUCAAUCAAUGCACUCUUCGGUUCCGUACGAGAGAAGCCAUGAAAAUAAAGCAGUUAGCAGCGAUCAUGAGAUGACUCCAGUGUAGAAACUUUGCACCUUUGAUAGACAGCACUGCACAUUUCUGUAAGUAUUUGCACUCUAAGUUUUAGAAUAGCUUAACCUUGCUUCCCAGAGCCUUUUUAGAAGAACGAUUUUGAUAGGAGUUGUGACAAAAUAUGCGCUAUGGUCCCAGUGUUAUAUACGAGAGCGGUCUCUAACAUUUCCCCGUGAGCUAUAGUUGCGAAAGGAUCUGCAAGAACGCCAAUUUUCCACUUGAGAAGGGUCUCACCCCUUGUUCAAUUUUUUGCAUCAAAUUGUGGACCCCUGUCGUUUGGGCGUGUGGAUCAGUUGCCCUUCUCUAUCUCAUCAUCCCCCCCCCCCCCUUCCUUCUCCAAACUCGCGGUAUUCCCCUAUACUGUCCCAAACUUUUUUCUCAUCUAAUCCUAAAUUAAUAACAUAAUCCCAGCCAGUAGCCGUUAGGAUUUCUAAUCUUAGAAUCAUAAUCUUAAAGUCUUAAACUUAAUCUUAUAUAACCAAAACCUAUUCUAAACUUAAUCCGAAAACAUAUAUAAUAACCAGAAGCCGAAACGAGACUCAUUCUCAACUCUAAUGACUAAUUCAUAUCUGAGAACUCGAAAAUGUUAUUGUAAACUUUACUUAAAUCUCCCGGAAAGGAAUAUCCGCUAUUCACCCAUUCCCUUCCGUAGCUAGUUUUAAACUAUAUGCAGGUUAUACACUAAAUUAUUUAUAUUUAUUAUUAAACUUGUAAUCACAUAAGUAUACAUAUUUAAAUAUGCAAGCAUUUUUUCAUAGUAGUAAAAUGUUUAAUGUUUGUAAGGAACAUUUAAAAGGAAUUGUAAAUCGU
Paramuricea clavata is the source of this 14432-nucleotide messenger RNA. Lineage: Eukaryota; Metazoa; Cnidaria; Anthozoa; Malacalcyonacea; Plexauridae. The record is from the annotation of a GenBank genome assembly.